This is a messenger RNA of Drosophila obscura, 2886 nucleotides long. RefSeq lists its product as uncharacterized. Bases 447 to 1505 code for a protein of 352 amino acids. Lineage: Eukaryota; Metazoa; Arthropoda; Insecta; Diptera; Drosophilidae. The transcript has 2 exons. Gene Ontology annotation, molecular function: zinc ion binding; nucleic acid binding. The record is from RefSeq and is a predicted model, not a curated record.
UUUAAGUUUCAUUUGUAUUAACACAGUUGUAAGAAUAGCCCUAAUGGCACGAGAGCACCCCAAAUAGCUAUCGAGUAACAUAAUGUGAACUAUCGAUAGACUAUCGCGGACCAGCGAUCGAUACCGGGAUCGGGACCGGCAUUGUGAGAAUUUGGAGGAACAGCGAGGAGUGAAAAAUUAAGAACAUUGUAUUUAAAGAAUAAGAAGCCAACUAACACGCUAUUAAAUAAAGCAUUUAUUUAUAUAACCGCGUGCUUGCCCCUUAUUUCAUCGGAAGAACCCCAUCACAACUUCAGAAGUGGGAUAAAGGAAACGUGCCUACAAUUUAAAGGAAUUUUUUUCACCACUCAUACAUUCAGCACAUAAGACUCCGGUAGCAGAAGGGAGAUAGCACUACAUAUUCGGUACAGUUAGAUUGCGGCGUGGCGUCGUAUUUUCGGCAGAAUAUGGACAAACACGAGGUUUCAGAGUGGCUGAUCGAAAAUAACAUUGAGUUUGAUCAGGCUGCAACAUUCAGACAGCUUCGGCAACUGGCAAUGGCAAAUGGCGCUAGCGUAGAGGAAUUACCUGAUGAAAGAAUCGAGAAUAAGGAAAUAAAAGCAAACGUUCCAGAAAUUUCGCCAGACGCACAAGCUAAGAGGCUGGAAGCCGAACGCCUUAUGAUAGAAGCAGAGAUAUGUUUGCUCCAGAGGAAACAAGCCCUGGAAGAACUGCGCAAGGGGAGCGAAUUGGCCAACUUCAAGGAGAUUAUGCAGAUUAUGGAACCGUAUGCAGGAAAAGUAAACAGCGCUCAUGCUUGGAUCGAAGAUUUUGAGCUGAACUGCAAGGGGACGGAUGCGUUUAAGCUCAGGUGCGUGCGACGCUUAAUGAAGGCGGACACGGACGCAGAAUCGUUUCUGAAAGUAAACAAGGCUACGUCGUAUGCUGCCUUUAAGAAAGAUUUCCUGGACACAUUCGGCAGGAUUUCCUCAAUGGUAGAGGUAAUAAACACGCUCAAAUCUACGUUUUAUUGCCCGGGAAAGAUGUCAGUUCUAGGUUAUGUGCUGCAAAUGCAAGAAAUCGCGCAACGAGCUCCGAUCGACGAAGAACAAGCCGUCCAGUUCGUGAUCGACGGGCUAAAGGAUGAUUCCGCUGACAUUGAUAUAUUCUAUCCGGCCAAAACUAUUGGCGAACUUGUGAAGCUGUCACACCGUUACGAAGAGAUGCGUAAAAAACGUUGGAGCGCAUCGGGACUCUUGGGACACAAGAGCAUUCCGGCCAAAGGAGGACCUGUACGUUGUUACAAUUGUUCGGGCGUGGGACACAUCGCCAAGGAGUGUACAGAGCCCAAGAGGAUGAAGGGCUCCUGUUUCCGUUGCGGAUCCAUGGGCCAUUCUAUCAAGAACUGCAAGGCCCCACCACCUUCAGGGAAUACAGCGGUGGCAUUAUCGGAUCAAUUCCGACAGGAAGAAACUACCAAGGAGUUAGACGAUAACGAAGUGGCAGUAAUAAACACGCGCAAUUAGUUUAAUACGUCACUCCGCAUUACCACUUCAAUUAAGAGAAAACAGUUUGAAGGAAACGAACUUUAAAGGAUUAGGAAGUUUUCGGUUAUGUACAUUUGGGAAGAUCUGGAUAUUUAUGUCAUUUUCUGGUAUUACGCACAGAAUAUUAUGUUACGUUGUUCCAGAUAACUACAUUCCAUAUCCUAUUUUAUGUGGAAGAGAUUUUUUAAGAAGAUUUAACCUAAAAUUAAAAUUUUGUGAACCUAUGGAAACGCCAAACAUUGAACUAAAGGCAAAUAAAUAUAAUUUGGAAAUUUCUGAAAAAAUUCUGCACUGCAUAUUCAGUUCGGUGAAAUCUGAUAGGACUAUUUUAAGUUGUAAUCUCUGCAAAAAUAAGUACAUUUCAGCUUCCGAAAAUCAAAACAAUAAGGUAGAAGUGCAGGUUAGGCCCUCAGCUUCAGAUCAUUCAGCUUCUGUGUGUUCCGACUAUUCAGAUUCCGAACCUUUAGAUUCCGACUAUUCAAAUCCCGAUAUGUUUAUAUACAGUAUUAACGUUCAGAACGAGGAAGACUUUUCUAUUAGUCCAAGUUUAAGCACUGAUCAAAUUAAAUCCGUUAAGCAAACUAUUAAAACAAACUACGUCGAUAGAGCAAAGAUACGUCCAGUAGAGCAUAAUUUUGAAUUGAAACUUAAGUUGAAAUAUGACGUUCCGAUAACAUCAGCACCGCGUAGAGUUUCAUACCACGAGCGUAAGAUACUAGAAACAUUAGUUAAUGAACUGUUAGAAGCGGGCCACAUACGGCCCAGUACAUCACCAUACUCUUCAGCAACCGUGCUAGUGAAAAAGAAAAGUGGAGAAAAAAGAUUAUGUGUAGAUUUUAGGCAGUUGAAUAAAAUUAUUGAAAGGGAUGGUUAUCCAUUGGCGCGCAUAGAUGACUGCCUAGAGAAACUGGAGGUCAAUCGUUUUUUCAGUAUAUUAGACUUAAAAAGUGGAUUUCAUCAAGUUAAGGUUGCCAAAGAUUCCGUUAAGUACACGGCAUUUGUGACACCAAAUGGUCAGUACGAGUACGUGAAAAUGCCGUUCGGAUUAAAAAGAGCACCCGCCUGUUUUAGACGGUUCACAGACUUUGUACUUCAGCCGUUGGUUAAGGAAGGCAAUAUUGCGGUUUAUAUGGAUGAUAUUGCAAUCGGCACCAAAACAUUUGAAGAGCAUUUAAUUUUAUUAGGACGAGUCUUAAGAAGGCUGACGGAAUUCCGACUGGAACUAAAACUAAAGAAAUGUCAGUUCUGCGCCACAGAGAUAGACUUUUUGGGGUUCAGAGUUAGUAAAAAGGGAAUAAGGCCUAAUGAAGAGCAUACAGUAGCAAUUAAGCACCUCCCGGUUCCAAAGACUGUGUAUGAA